Yarrowia lipolytica CLIB122 is the source of this 2028-nucleotide messenger RNA. RefSeq lists its product as uncharacterized. Gene Ontology annotation, biological process: NADP+ biosynthetic process; NAD+ metabolic process. The record is from RefSeq and is a predicted model, not a curated record. Gene Ontology annotation, molecular function: NAD+ kinase activity. NCBI's taxonomy places the organism in Eukaryota, Fungi, Ascomycota, Dipodascomycetes, Dipodascales.
AUGAGCACUCCGGUCAGCGAGUCUCCGUACGUGCACCAGCGGUUCGACGCUGCUCUCAGCGCCGCCUCGGCCCUCCAGGAGCUCUCAGCUGAAGACAUUCAGAGCUCACGACUCAGCCAUGCUCACUUCGUCCAAACUGCGACAGGAGUUCGACGAAUUGCCAAACAUCUCGGCAAGGCCUCCGUCCACAUCGAUGUGACUAAGGUCAUGAUCAUCACCAAGGCCCGAGACAACUCGCUUGUCUACCUGACCCGAGAUAUGGCCCGGUGGUUGAUGGACCGAGGAGUGGUGGUCUAUGUGGAUGCCAAACUCGAGAAGAGUGGCCGCUUCGACGCUCCUACACUGACUGCAAACACCCCAGCACGUAUGCUCAGAUACUGGACUGCCGAAAUGGCGACCCAGAAGCCCGAGCUCUUUGAUCUAGUCAUUACCCUGGGAGGAGACGGGACGGUUCUGUGGGCCUCGUGGCUUUUUCAAGGCACCGCUCCCCCCGUUAUUCCCUUUGCGCUGGGUUCGCUCGGCUUCCUGACCAAUUUUGAAUACCAUGACUUUGGCAAGCAUCUUACAAAGGCCAUGACUCAGGGAGUACAUGUGCAUCUGAGAAUGCGAUUCACAUGCACCGUGUUCAAGCGGGAAAUGAACCCGGAAACCGGAAAGAGAGAUAAGCAUCACUCCAAGAUUGGCCGACACGAAGUUCUCAACGAAAUUGUCGUCGAUAGAGGUCCUUCACCAUUCAUCUCAAUGCUGGAGCUCUAUGGGGAUGAUAACCUGUUGACCAUCGUACAGGCUGAUGGCCUCAUUCUAUCGACUCCCACAGGAUCCACGGCAUACUCUUUGUCAGCAGGAGGCUCUCUGGUUCACCCUGAGAUUCCAGCCAUCUGUGUGACUCCAAUUUGUCCCCAUACCCUGUCCUUCAGACCCAUGCUUCUGCCUGAUUCAAUGACACUCAAGGUGGUUGUUCCUCGAAAGAACUCACGGACUUCAGCAUGGGUCUCAUUUGAUGGCAGAUCACGUGUGGAGCUCAAGUCGGGCGACUACAUCACAGUGCGAGCUUCAAAGUUUCCAUUCCCCACCGUGAUCCGAUCAGACAUGGACUACAUUGAGUCUGUGAGUCGAACACUCAAGUGGAACACCCGAGAACUCCAGAAGCCUCUGACGUCACUUUCCAGACCUGCAUCGACCGUUUCUGUCAACAGAAGCGCCUCUCUCCAUGCCUCUUCGUCAGUGCCAAGUGGAGCAGGGUACAGCCGUCUGAGAAGUAGAUCGAUGAAGGGCACCCCAGGAGUCAUGACUCCCAUCAGUCAGCUUACUGCAGCACUGCCAACCAUCCAGCAGAGCACUCCUUCCGUUCCCAACACAACUAAUAGUAACACACCUACAAGCACGGGUACUGCCAACUCCAACAUCAACAACAAUUACAACCCAACCACAAACCCAACCACAAACACGAACACAAACCCGACGACGACCACUACACAGAAACCCUACAAUCUCAGAGACAACCAGCCCAGCAGAAGCAACAGCAGAGAUAACGGAACUGCUUCUCUUCCUCAAAGUUUCAGCACAAGUUAUAUGCCCAACACAAUGCCCAGCGGAAUGACUAGCACUAACUCUGCCACUCCCCAGCAGUACUCGGCAGCCUCUACUACAUGUCUCAACUCACCCCCUGUUACCCGAGGCUUCACACCCAUUCAGCAGCAGUCGCCGGCUCAGAUCCAGGCGUUUGAGAGUAUGAUUGACUUUGAUAUCGACGACGAAGGCACCUCCACCUUUGCCGACUGCUCUCGAAGAGGAGGACUGGUCAUGUCCCCGACAUCUGUCUUCUCUCCCACCGGCUCCAACGACGGCAUGCUGACCUUGGACGAUCUGGGUAAGCAGGUGUCGGACUCGGACUCGGACUCGUACCACUCUUCGGAGUACGAGGAAGAGGAGUAUGAUAUUGACAUUGACCUUGCCCACAAGACGGAGAAUUUGCAUGUGCUGGACAAGGACGAAGAUAGGAACAACGAGCAGGAGGACACGAAGUAA